This is a messenger RNA of Astyanax mexicanus (Mexican tetra), 2650 nucleotides long. RefSeq names its product AHA1, activator of heat shock protein ATPase homolog 1b (gene ahsa1b). The record is from RefSeq and is a predicted model, not a curated record. The transcript is spliced from 9 exons. The coding region runs from base 143 to 1156 and encodes 337 amino acids. NCBI's taxonomy places the organism in Eukaryota, Metazoa, Chordata, Actinopteri, Characiformes, Acestrorhamphidae. Gene Ontology annotation, molecular function: protein-folding chaperone binding; ATPase activator activity. Gene Ontology annotation, cellular component: cytosol. Gene Ontology annotation, biological process: positive regulation of ATP-dependent activity; protein folding.
CAGGUCGGCUUCCAGUAAUUUCCACGAGCAGUAAAAGCGGAGGCGCGUGAACAGACCAGACGCUUCCAGAAGUCGCGUGAGAGCCGCUCGCAGUGCGCUCUGCUUCACGCGCCGCGACCGUUACCGGCAUCCGGGCCACAGUAUGGCGAAGUGGGGAGAAGGAGACCCUCGGUGGAUCGUGGAGGAAAGAGCGGACGCCACGAAUGUCAACAACUGGCACUGGACUGAGAGGGACGCUACAAACUGGUCUUCAGAGAAGUUAAAAGAGUUGCUUGUGGGAUUGAGUGUAGAGAACGAUGAUGGCAAGUGUGAGAUCACUGAGGUGUCAAAGCUGGAAGGUGAGGCUUCCAUUAACAACCGCAAAGGAAAGCUCAUCUUUUUCUACGAGUGGAACUUAAAGGCCAAAUGGAAAGGGAUAUCCACUUCAGGAAUCAAGUAUAAAGGAAAUAUUGAAGUUCCAAAUCUAUCAGAUGAAAAUGAUAUGGAUGAUCUUGAUAUCAGUGUGAGCCUUUGUAAAGACGAGCCUGACACGCCACUGUCUGACCUGAUGAAGAAAGAAGGAGCUGAUAAAGUCCGCUUGGCACUUGACAGCUAUGUGGGUCUUCUCAAAACAGAGUUCACACAGGGUAUGAUCUUGCCUACAGCCAACGGUUUGAGCAAGCAACCGACAUCUCAAGCAAAAGUCAAAAUGGACAAGACUCAGAUUGGUUCUAGCAGCACAGCUGCUCCCAUUUCUACUGGAGUUAAGAUUCCUACCUGUAAGUUCUCACUAAGGGACACAUUUCUCACCUCACCAGAGGAUCUCUACAGAGUCUUCCUCAACCAGGAAAUGGUGCAGGCAUUUACGCAUACUGCUGCAGUGGUUGAGCCGGAAAAGGGAGGAAAAUUCCGCCUUUUGGGUGGGAAUGUAUUUGGAGAGUUCCAAGAGCUGGUUUCUGAGGAAAAGAUAGUUAUGAAAUGGAGAUACAACACAUGGCCAAGUGAGCACUAUGCGACAGUGACCCUGACUUUUACAGACAAAGGAAAUGAAACGGAGCUGAAGAUAGAGUGUCGGGCUGUGCCUGAGAGUGAGGAGGAACGCACGCGAGAGGGCUGGCAGAGGUACUAUUGCCAGGCCAUCAAACAGACGUUUGGUUAUGGCGCACGACUUUGCUGAGCUUCAGCUACACCAUUCGCUACUUUUUAUUUGUUUUUCUCUGGUCCACAUGUACAAAUGAGAGCAGUGGAAUGUGACUCUACUGAGUAAGAGACUUAGCAUUGCUCCUUCCUCUACAUGUUUCUUUCAGAUUUGGGUUUUUGAGGCUUACAAAAAAAUCCAAACAUCACAAAAGAAAAUGACAAAUGAAUAGGAAAUACAGAGAGAGAAGGACUAACUGGAGGCUUGAGUCAUGUAUUGAUGUGUUAUCUGCAUAUGUGUGUAAUAAAUUAAAGUUUUAUUGUAGCAUGGUAACUUGUCCAUUUGGCACUCUACCCUGGCUUGGAGAGGUACAGCGUUAAAUGGUGCCUUUUUUUCUUUUUGGAACUAAACUUUUUUACUUUCUAUCAAAAGUUAUGUCCCCCACUUAAGGAUUUCAUGGAGGUUUGGGAAAAGAAGAAUAAACAGAAACUCCUAUACCACUUCAGUAAACAAUUUCUUGCCUAUGUGUAUGAGAUGACAUUGUAUUUUUUAGCAGAGGUUGGUUUAUUUCUGUAAGUCCAUCAUAUCAUAUAUCAUUUCAUGACUGUUGUAAAUGCUACUGCUACCUUCCUGCAAAUCCUUGAAUCAAGCUUGAAAUACCCAAUGUCCUUCAUAUUGUUUAGGGAAAAAAUUUCCACAUGUCUCGAAGACUCUGUAUCCCGCACAGUUUUGGUAUUAUUCUGCCCCCUGAACAUCUGAUCCACCUAAUGAUAAUUGGCUGAUAAGCUGCAUUAAGAUGUAUUGACAAGGCCUGUCACGAUUUUUGUUUGAAAUAAUUAUGAUAAAAUUGUCACUUCAAUCUGAUGUUAAUUUCACUGACCAUUUAAUGCCACUGAUAUGAAGAUACAAUACCAUAAUGGUGCAAUUACACCCUAUCAGAGGACAAUGAACCUUUAUCUGUUAAUAAGAGAUGUAUACAUUUUUCUUUACCUCUUGUUAUUGAUGCAUUGGCCAUUGUGUGACUGUCCAAAAUAUUUUUUUAAACAUGCAAGUAAACACAAUGGGUAAUUAAGGCAAAUUACUAAUGUAAUGGCUAUUUAUUGUACAAUGAAUUUAAAUUAUUUUGACAGGCCUAGGUAUAGCUAAAACCAUGCAGUGCAGUAGGUCCCCAUAACUAGGGUUUGACAUGCUCUGGACUAGACCAUAUUAAAAUGUGUGUCAAGAGGCACAAGUGGGCAUUCCUUCGUUAGACUGCUUUUAUAUUUACUUCAGGCUUGAAGUACUGUGUUGAAUUCCACUGUAGGGUUUUUUUUCUCCACAAAUGAAUGGCUCCCAGGAUUAUGCUCAAAUAAUUCAUGACUUGUUCAUUAAUGCAGAAAAUAUUUAUAAUUAUUUUUCUUGCUUUAAAGGACGACACGCUGUAGGUUUUUAGAAAUCCGAUUUUAUUUAUUGUCCAUAAGCACCACAUUUUGUAAACAUGUGAAUUUACAUCACCCACUUUCUUAAAAUAAAAUUGCCCUGGCAUCAUCUAUA